This is a messenger RNA of Colossoma macropomum (tambaqui), 786 nucleotides long. RefSeq names its product coiled-coil domain-containing protein 106-like. The transcript is spliced from 5 exons. Gene Ontology annotation, cellular component: nucleoplasm. Bases 1 to 786 code for a protein of 261 amino acids. The record is from RefSeq and is a predicted model, not a curated record. NCBI's taxonomy places the organism in Eukaryota, Metazoa, Chordata, Actinopteri, Characiformes, Serrasalmidae.
AUGGCUUUGAGAUUUUUUACCAGUCAGCCAGUCUAUUGUGCCCCUACUGCAACAGUACUUCUUAACAAGGAGAAACAAGAACUGACCUUUCUAAAGGAGAAGUUGGAAUGGCAGAAGAAGAAGAUUGAAGAACUGGAAGAAGAGAGAGCUUUUCUCCGUGGACAGUUGUCUGCCCUCACAGUUAAAACAAAGGAAGAAACCAUGGACAUUCCAGUCACUGUGAAUGAUUCUGAAAGCUCUGAUACAUCAUCCAUGUCCGCAUCCUCAUCCUCUUUAUCCUCAUCCUCAUCUUCAACCCCCAAGAAGCGCAAGCACAAAUCCAAAAAGAAGCACAGCAAGGGUGCUAAGAAACACAAGAAAGAGCACAAGACGUUUCAACAGCGUGUACAAACACCAAGUGAAAUUGUAUGCUGCUACAAAUCCAUCCUUAAAACAUUACCAAAAGCAAAGACCAUGACCAGGGCCUUCCAGAAGCAUGCCAUUGACAGGAACACUGUGGUGUCCACUUCAGCGAUUGGAGAGCUCGCUAUUGCUGCUCCUGAGGUAUAUGAAAAGGUACUGGCCAAGAAGCCUGGUGGAGAGACAGUGCUGGCCUUUGCUAAGCGGUGUGAGGCUGCUAUUCAAGGAGAUGAAGAUGUGAAAGAGAAAAUAGAAAGCAUGAAGGCUGGGUCACUGAGCAGCUCCUUCAGUGCCCGGCUGCGGCACCCGCGGUGCGUGAAGGAGAGAUACCGCAGGUCCUUCCUCCCAGCCGCUGUCAGACUCUAUAACAGUCACGGCACUCAGUAG